Dictyostelium purpureum is the source of this 681-nucleotide messenger RNA. RefSeq lists its product as uncharacterized. The annotation marks the transcript as partial. The transcript has a single exon. The record is from RefSeq and is a predicted model, not a curated record. NCBI's taxonomy places the organism in Eukaryota, Evosea, Eumycetozoa, Dictyosteliales, Dictyosteliaceae.
AUGGAUAAUAAUAUUAAUAAUAAUAUUAUUAUUAAUAAUAAUAAUAACAAUAGCAAUAUAAAUAAUAGGAAUGUUAAUAUUAAUAAUAUAGAUAAUAAUGAAGAUUAUUUAUAUUUUGAUGAUGUUCUACCAAUUUUUUUAAAAUUUAAAAGUUCACCAGUCGAACCAAAAACAGAAUAUGAAAAUAAAAUUAUGAAUAAUAAAAAACCCUAUUAUAUUCAAGGUAGCAAAAAGAAAGAGUUGGCAGAGUGGUAUUUAGAAUAUAUUGAGCUUCAAACAGAUAAAUUUUUAAUAGAGGAGGAUUCUUUCAAUUUUUCAGUUAUACCAACAAUGUAUUUAGAUACUCCACCUUCAUCAAUGGCCGAAAUUGAUAGAGAUUUAAUUAUAGUUAGAAAACAUGUUGACCAUUUAUCUUUUUCAGUAAAUAGUAAAGCUAAUAAACAGACUUCAUCUCCAUCUCCAUCUACCCCACAGAUUACAACACCAACACAACAAUCAACUUUAACAACACCAAGACACCAUAAUACAGUUAUAUAUAAUAAAUUGGUCAGUGAAUUAAUAACAAAAGUUCAUGCAUUAAUAGAUAUUUUCAUAAAAGAAAGUUUGUGUAUUUUAUAUUAUGAUCUUUCAAAAUUAACUGAUCAGUUUAAUAUAGAUAUAUUUUUAAAUAACCCUCUUGUA